Molecule: messenger RNA, 2877 nt
Organism: Acanthosepion pharaonis
Lineage: Eukaryota; Metazoa; Mollusca; Cephalopoda; Sepiida; Sepiidae
Source: the annotation of a GenBank genome assembly
AUGGACACUCUUGAUAUUUGUACGGCUGGAGCCUUUUCUAUGAACGAGAUGAAAGAGCGGCUUCUUCUUUAUUUGCAUUCUCAGACGAAAGGCAAUGAUGAUUUGAUAGACAAAUUCAGCGAAAUAAAGAAACAAUUUGAACAACAGAAACUUGAACUGUGCAAUUUGUACGAGCGAUUCAACUGUAUACUACAGAAUUCUACGCCGGAUAUGCGUCAACAUUUGACCAAUGAAGACACACUCUCCGAUGUUUCAUGUGACGUCACAGAUAAACUAAAAUGCCUUCAGGAUGCAGUCUGCAAUAUUGUCGUUUCAGGAGAGACGGGAGCCGGCAAAAGUACCUUACUCAACCUUCUCCUAGGUGAAAACGUGUUACCACACCAUGCCCUCAGCUGCACGUCGACUAUAUGCAAAAUCAAAUGGGGACCGCGGAAGCGAGUUCGUAUCACCAGUUGUACAAUGGAAAUAGAAGAGUUUGACAUUACAGAUAAUGAUGAAGCCGAGACUAAAAUGAAAGACGCACUUUUUAAACGGACACGACGAGAACGAGGCCCGGAUAUUAAGGAAGUGGAAGUCUUUAUACCCAGUGACUUAUUACGGGGUGGAUUGGUGCUGAUAGACACGCCAGGUAUUGGAGAAAAUGAUGCCAUGGAAGAUCUGCUAAAGAAGUUUAUACAAGAAAAUAACAUUCAAGGUUUUAUCUAUGUUAUAAAGAUCGACGGUGGGGACGGAGGAGUGCAAGAAGACAGGAUUCUGAAACUAUUGAAUAUAGUCCUUGAAAAACAGCAGUCUGGACGCACUGAUCCAACCGAUACUUGCCUUCAGGAAAAUCUAGCAGCAUUGUUUGUGUGCAACCGUUGGGAUCUUGUACCGGAUGAAGACAAAAUGAAAGUGCAGGAGCAUGCGCAGAAAAGACUCAUGAAUUGCUGGCCAGUGGAAAAAUCGGAAAUGCUUUUCAUGUCGGCAGUAUCAGCUCUUCGACACUAUCAGAAUGGUUUUCAAUCAGAAUCUUACACUCAACUUCUAAAAGGAAUAAGCAACAUUGUGCAGAAAGCUACAUGCCUCAUUAUGAAAAGAUUCUUCAGAUGGCUGAACUACAUGGUGUCGCGGAGUCUUCAUCACACAAAGACCUUAUUCAGCACAGCUGAUUACUCCGAGUUUGAAGCAAAGAAUAGAUUUCACGUCACCAACAAAAAGAUGGACAUUUUGCAACAGCGUUCGCAGCGUAUCUUUAGCGAAAUCAACAUGAAGAUUCAAGCAAAUGAGGACCAGUUGAAAGAAAAAUUGACUGCGUAUCUUUCUUCACGGGAAGCUAUGGAGAUCAUAACCACUUUCUCAAAUAGCGAAGUUGAGGAGGUAAAAGCAGAGAAAAACAAGGACUUGUAUCUGUCAGAAAUUUUGGAAAAGAAAAUAUCAGACCUACUGAUGAACUGGAAAGAUAUGCAAGAAGAAUUUAACUCCAUGCAAAAUACAUUGAUUCAGCUUAUCAAAAAGAAGAUGUACGUCUUGCAAGAGGAACUUGAUGAAAUAGAAGCUACUAUGCGGGAACCCUACCCAGAGAUAGGCCUCCCGAAUGUAUCUUCAAGUCGUCGUCCAAGUAGUGUGAGCGUCAACAGUUGGCGCCUACCAUCUCAGCCCACUAAAAUCCCCUUCUCGAUCAUGGGCCGCUUUUUCAUGUCUGCCAUGGGCGUUUUAAAGAAAGGAAGUUUCAAUAAAUCCAUUCGGAACACAAGAAAAUAUAUGGAGUCUACGGCGCGCAAUACUAUUUCCGACUUCAUCAGCAAUAAUAAUCAAGAUGACUUUGUUUAUUGUCAGUUGGCGCCGAUGCGCCACUAUUUGAGUAUGGUACAACACAGCAUACCGAAGCUAAUCAAAACGAAUAAGGAAUUAAUCAAAGAGAUCGAAGAGAACCACGAGAAACAUCGAUUGGAAAAAGAAAAUUACGCCAAUGCUCUGGCUGAGAUUAUCUCGCUGAAAGAUAACAUUGUCCAAUUCGGCUACGACAACCAUUUCAGUCGUGUAAUCAAGCGGGAAGCCGUGAAGAUGUCAGACAAGUCACCAUCUUCAUCAUCCGGUAGAAGGGGCUCUGUCAUCGAUUCUGGGAUCGUCAUUGAGCCCCCAAGAAAUCGGACACAACAAGGACUGUUCUUCAAGAUUGUACACGGUUUUUUCGGUGAAGAUGAGGUUACAAUCAGAAAAUACUUCUCUCAUGUUGAAAUUGAAAAUGUUUACACAGAGGCAGAAAAACUGGAACUUCUACAUCACGAAUCAGUGGUUAAAUUUCUCGGAUUAAUGUUGACUGAAAAUAAUCAGUUACCGCCUGUCGUUACUGAACAGCGUCUUGUUUCUAUCCGAAGCCGACUUAGCACAAUACAUCGACGAGCUUCUUUACCAAUGAUCAAUAAAGAUGUCUUGCCGACCAUUCUCAAUGCUAUUGUUUCUGGUUUGGUCUACAUUCACUCCAAAGGUCUUGUGCAUCCAGAAGUCUCAUUGGAUAGCGUCACAAUUAACUUCGACAAACAAGUGAAAUUGUGCGGCGUGGGACUGCAGCGAAAGGUUUUGAUUUCUGACCGAACUAGGCCCAUUGGCGAUUUUGUGUACUUGCCACCGGAAGUUCUGAAGGGCGAAUAUUAUGGGCCGCCGGCUGACAUGUAUGGACUGGGAUUAUUGAUCUGCGAAGUAUAUACCCAAAAGAAGAUGUUCAAGGAAGAAAAAGUGUUGGGGGUGGAUGAUUUCUUGAACUCGGUUAAUAUGGACAGUGUCCUGAAAGGGCAAUAUUUUGCGCUAGUACCAGAGAAAUACCAUGGACUUGUGAGAAAAUGUCUCGAUCCGGAACCGUCCAUGAGGUUAACAUCAAAUCCAUGUGGAAGAUUUUGA